AAUCACAGCCUGUGAUUCACAGACCACCAUAUUCACAACACUGUAAAUGUCGCGCAUGACAUUGAAUUGGAAAUGUUUUGACAAAAAUCAGAAAAUUUGAAUAACCACUGGUUCUGUUAAAAACAUCCGUAUUUUGCCCCCAGUUUACAAAUAUGGCUCAACAAUCCAGAAGUAUAUGGGCAAUGAUAAUAAGAAACUUUAUCAAUUCCUUAAAACCGAGACAAAUAAGAGGAAACCAGGUAGGAUCAGACUAUUUUGGCAAUAAAUAUUAUGAAAUACCUGCAAAUCCUUCCAUUGGCAAAAGAAAGCCUAGUAGAUGGUUUGAACCACCCACAAAAGACGAUUUUAUGCAAGAAAUGCCUGCUGAAUGGGAGGCCUGGCUUAGGGUGCGAAGGAAUGAGCCUCCAACUGAGGAGGAAGUCAUGAAAAAUUAUGCUAUAAUGCAGAUCAAGAAAAAAAAUGCCAUUGAAGUGGAUAAGAAAGCUGGAGCAAUGACACCUUUGGAAAAGGGUUAUGAGACGUUCCCCAAAAGGCCUGAGUAUGAAACUGUACCUGGUAGACCAGUGAAAUGAAUCGACUUAGUUUAGGUUUGGGUGUUGUAUAUAGUUAUAAAUAAAUUAUUUAUUUAAAAA
This is a messenger RNA of Aethina tumida (small hive beetle), 632 nucleotides long. Its product is annotated as NADH dehydrogenase [ubiquinone] 1 alpha subcomplex assembly factor 2. Gene Ontology annotation, cellular component: membrane. The record is from RefSeq and is a predicted model, not a curated record. Gene Ontology annotation, biological process: mitochondrial respiratory chain complex I assembly. Bases 153 to 572 code for a protein of 139 amino acids. Lineage: Eukaryota; Metazoa; Arthropoda; Insecta; Coleoptera; Nitidulidae. The transcript is spliced from 2 exons.